AUGGCAGGAACCCGGGGCCCAGUGCCUGUUCCGCUCGAAACGAAGAAUCGCGAUCUUACCCAAGAAGUCCUCGACCUUCUCGACACGAAACAGCCCCUCCAAACCAAUGAAGACUUCCCCGCUAUAUCGCAAGCCGAGAUCAAGGCUGCGCUGGAUAGGCUCGCAAGCCGGUCCAUGGUGGAAUACAAGUCAAUAGACUCGGAGAAGGUUCUUUUGACCCCAGAAUCCGAGGGCAUUGUCGAGCAUGGAAGCCACGAAUUCAAGGUCUGGAAAGCCGUGAAGGAGGCGGGGAAGAUUCCAAUCAAGGAACUGCCGAACAUCGUAGGCGCCGAAUCCGCGAGUGUAGGGCAAGGCAAUGGCUUCAAGAACAAGUGGAUAAAAAAGGACGGCGACUCGCUAGUCCCUCUCUUGACCGACUCGCCCAAGGACACCAACCGAGACAUGCUCAAGGACAUCCAAGAAACCCAAUCCGUAUCUGAUGCGAAGCUACUCGCCCAGCUGAAAAAGAAGAAGCUGGUCACCGUCACCAAGGUCAUAACCUAUACCGUUACAAAGGGUCCAAAAUACGCAAAGGAGAUACCGGUAGAGCACACCGACUUGACUGCUGACCUACUGGCAAACGGCGCGUGGGAGAAGGCGAACUUCAAGCCGUACAAUUUCGCAGCCCUGGGAGCAAACCAGGAUGCCGGCGCACUACAUCCUUUGAAUAAGGUCAGGCAGGAAUUCAGGACCAUUUUCUUCUCACAAGGCUUCGUUGAGAUGCCGACAGGACACUACGUCGACACUGGCUUCUGGAAUUUCGACGCGCUCUUCGUACCUCAGCAACAUCCCGCGCGCGACAUGCAGGAUACUUUCUUUGUUUCACAUCCACCAAAAGCUGAUAAGCCGCGGCUAGACCCUGCUAGCGAAGCGACCAUGGACCGCAUGGAAGCGGGUUCAAAACGCCUCUUUGCGACACCAGAGAGCGAAAAGAGGGAAAAGAAGCCGAGAGAUUUCGAGAAGUACUGGCAGGAUGUCAAGAAGGUGCACCAAGAUGGUGCCUUUGGAUCGAUAGGAUACCGAUAUCCUUAUGAGGAAGAUGAGAGUCUGCGCCUUGUCCUCCGAACACACACAACCGCUGUAUCAACAUGGGCACUCCACCGCUUGGCAGAAGAUCCUCGACCCGCCCGCUACUUCUCCAUUGACCGCGUCUUCCGUAACGAGACUGUCGACGCGACCCAUUUGGCAGAGUUCCACCAAAUCGAAGGUGUGAUCGCUGACUUUGGUCUCACCUUGGGCGGCCUGCAGCGUUUCCUAGAAGACUUCUUCGCCAACAUGGGCAUCUCUAACCUACGCUUCAAACCCGCCUACAACCCCUACACCGAGCCCUCCAUGGAGAUCUUUGGCUUCCACGCUGGCCUCAAGCGCUGGCUCGAAAUCGGCAACUCUGGCAUGUUCAGACCUGAGAUGCUGGAGCCCAUGGGCCUGCCGAAGGAUAUGCGCGUUUAUGGUUUCGGUCUGUCUCUUGAGCGGCCCACGAUGAUGAAGUACGGUGUUUCGAAUAUCCGAGAACUCUUGGGGCACAAAGUCGACUUGAGCUGGAUCAGAGAGCAACCGGCUGUGCGUUUCGACAAAGAGUAG
Messenger RNA from Cucurbitaria berberidis CBS 394.84, 1620 nucleotides. RefSeq lists its product as uncharacterized. Gene Ontology annotation, cellular component: cytosol; cytoplasm; phenylalanine-tRNA ligase complex. Gene Ontology annotation, biological process: phenylalanyl-tRNA aminoacylation. The record is from RefSeq and is a predicted model, not a curated record. The transcript has 5 exons. Lineage: Eukaryota; Fungi; Ascomycota; Dothideomycetes; Pleosporales; Cucurbitariaceae. Bases 1 to 1620 code for a protein of 539 amino acids. Gene Ontology annotation, molecular function: tRNA binding; phenylalanine-tRNA ligase activity; ATP binding.